UGCCCUUCGGUUAUUUUUGGCGUUUAUGUUCUACAAUACGACAAGUCUAGAGAAAUUGUACAAUAACAUACAAAAUGGCGUCAAGAGUCGUCGGUACAGUGCGUGCAGUUGCCAAAAAGCGAUUAAUUCCAACGAAGGCUCCUUUAGUUUUGACACCAGCUGCUGUUAAUCAAGUGAAGAAAAUCCUCGGUGAAAAUCCAGGAACGAUUGGUUUGAAGAUAGGUGUUAAAACUAGAGGCUGCAAUGGCUUAACAUACACAAUGGAGUAUGCCAGAGAGAAGGCAAAAUUUGAUGAAGAAGUAUUGCAAGAUGGUGUUAGAAUUCUGAUAGAUUCCAAAGCCCAGUUAACAUUACUUGGGACAGAAAUGGACUACCAAACAGAUAAACUAGCAUCCGAGUUUAUAUUUAACAAUCCGAACAUUAAAGGCACGUGUGGCUGUGGAGAAAGCUUCAAUGUAUGACCCAUAUAUUGGGAUUCUCUGUGAUAUGGUCUGUGAGUGUGGAUUUUCUUAUCCAUGUUGAAUGUGAUUAUAUGUACCUGAGUAGUGUCAUUAGGAGAGGAAAGUGAAUUCUCGGUGUGAAUAGACUGAUGGGUGACUGGAUGCUGCAAGUGAAUAAAUGUUGAUUAUGAUGUUUUGUGAUGCAAAUGAUUGGUUUUUGAAUGAGCUUAAUUUUUUUGUUUUGAAGGCUUUUUAUUAUUUUUAUCAUUAUGUUUUAUUCAAUGGUUCUUGAUUGUUUGUUAUGUAAAUGAUUUUAAAUAAUGUUGUAAAUACAGCUGUAUGUUUUGUGAAUUGGUAUAUUUAUAUUUAUUAGAUCUUUAUAAAUACUAUGACAAAAGUAUGAAUAAAUAUAUCAGGUCUCCUGAA
Molecule: messenger RNA, 866 nt
Organism: Magallana angulata
Lineage: Eukaryota; Metazoa; Mollusca; Bivalvia; Ostreida; Ostreidae
Product: iron-sulfur cluster assembly 1 homolog, mitochondrial-like
Exons: 4
Coding region: 75-461 (128 amino acids)
Biological process (GO): iron-sulfur cluster assembly
Cellular component (GO): mitochondrion; cytoplasm
Molecular function (GO): 2 iron, 2 sulfur cluster binding
Source: RefSeq, a predicted model, not a curated record